Molecule: messenger RNA, 612 nt
Organism: Fusarium graminearum PH-1
Lineage: Eukaryota; Fungi; Ascomycota; Sordariomycetes; Hypocreales; Nectriaceae
Exons: 2
Coding region: 1-612 (203 amino acids)
Source: RefSeq, a predicted model, not a curated record
AUGAGAAUACGACUCCCAGUUGCAGGCGCCUUCCUGGUCUUGCUGCUCAUCGCUGCCUACGCUGGCCUAACUUCGAUACAGCUUGGUCAAUAUGUCAAUGAUAAAGUGCUCCACUUCAUUACGUUUUUCAUACUCACCGUCGUGUUCUACUGGAUUGUCGAUACCAACAGACGGCGAGUCAUGAAUAUGACCUUGGUAGCCUGCACAAUCGUUCUUGGUGUUGGUUCCGAAUUCGUUCAGAGCUUUCUCGACAAUGGCCGGGAAUUUGAUUUGUACGACAUCGUUGCGAAUCUGAUGGGAAGCUUGCUCGGUGUUGGUCUAUGCUCAUGGUACCACAAGCGUAUGCUUGAGCGCAAACGGCGUAGACGGUACAGUGCCGUUCCUGGUGAGGAUCAGGGCGACGUCGAGCUUGGCGAAGGCCACGAAUCUGGUGUGGUGGAAGUGGCGAGUCGAUCUCGUACUCUAGAAGAAGAGGUUGAUAACUGGGACGAGAAUCAGAUCGACGAUGAUUGGGAUGAGGAAGAAGCCCAUGAUGUUCCAGCCAACACACAUACGCUGGACGACAGUGCCGAUAUCGGGGAUUUGGCAGACAGUAAGAAACGAAUGGACUAA